AUGAGUGCAGAAGAAGACGCAUCCAGCACCAAGACCGCCUGUCCUACAACAGUCAUCGCCAACGUCCUCAUCCUGCCUGACGCUAAGCAGCCCGUCCACAUCGAACUAUCAAAUUGGGACCAGAUAGACGACUUCCUCACCCGCGAUCAUGACGAGCACCCCGGCCAGUGGAAGAUGUUUAUCCUAAACGGCCUGCACACAAAGCUGGCGUUUGAGCUGGCCGUGCGGCUGGACAUUGACCCCGGGUUUUUUGACAGCCACGUCUACAGAACGAGGUACAUGCCUCCGCGGCGGGAGGCCACGCGAAAAGAAGGGGCCAAGGAGCGCCAAGGGGAGCAGAACCAGAGCAACAAGGCGGCCGCAGACGCCGGCGUCCACUUCUUCCAGCUCGACUUCCCGCAGGUGGAAGAGCUCUCCAUCCCCGCGGGGGUCCCGACGUCGCGGAGCUCCGAGAUUCCGCUCCUGGAGCCGCGGUGGAUGCUGGACGAGAACGUGCUCAGCCUGGCGCCGGACGCGAGGAAGGCGUACCUCCUGGACGGGACGCUGUACCGCUGGGACGGGGUGCUCGUCGGCGCAUUCGGGUACUGGAGGCGGAUGUCGUGGUGGAGUUGCGAGCGGGAGAAGAUGUCCGUCAUGAUUAUAGACGGGCCGCUGGAGGCGGUUCUCCCGCCGAACAGCGUCCGGCGGAAGGGCGCCAGCGCCGUCGAGGCCCUGGACAGCCUGUACGCGCGGUGGAGGGAGCGCCGGCGCCCGCAGACGUUCCUGGAGCGGUUCCUCGGGCAGGGCGGCGCGGCCGGCAGCGUGUACGAGGUCGCGACCGAGGUGGCGCUGCAGCAGUGGCAUCUGCUCCUCGCCACGGUGCAGGUCGACAGGGGGCCCAACCAGGCCAACUACCUGCUCGAGAUCAUGUCGCAGCGCGUCGAGAACAACGCGCUCGACUGCCGGCGCUACACGCGCGGGGCGGGCGAGGCGGUGGGCGGGCUGCUCCCGCAGAGGAGGGACUCGGCGUUUCUGCAGAUGGUGACGGGCUUCCACGACAAGUUCCAGCGGCUGGAGCGGAAGCUGCCGCCGCCGUCGGCCUCCAGGAUGGACGCCCUGGCGCGCGAGGUGCGCGAGGACAGGAGGGCGCUGGACCGGCUCUCGUACAUGGGGGGCGUCCUGUUGCCGUUUUCCAUCGUGGCGGGCAUGUUUUCCAUGGCUGGCCAGUUCGCCGCCGGCGGGGGCCUGUUCUUUGUGUACUGGGUGCUUGUUGUGACGGGAGUGCUGGUGGCCACGGUCCUGGUGUACGCCGACUCGCUGCGGACGAAAAAGGUCCGCAGGGUGGACAGGGGCCGGAAGCGGCCUUCGCGUCUCGGCUGGCUGUUUGGCGGGAGGAGGAGGAGGGAGGGCGGCUCGACGACGUCGUCGGACACGAGCUCCGUGUCUGGGGAGAGUGCACGCGGGGGACAGGGCGGCGGCCGCGGCGGCGGGGGGGAGAGGGGACGACCGCCGGCGGGGAUGAUGACACCGACGCCGUGGAGAUUAGGGCCGAGGACGGUCUGGCCUGGGUUUGGGGAGGAUGUGAUGAGGGCUGACGAGACGGAGGAGUUGGGGUGGUGGAGGGCAUUGUGGACGUUGGUUGGGUAUAGGCCUGUUUGGGCUGCCGAGGGUGAUAUGCGUUGA
Messenger RNA from Metarhizium robertsii ARSEF 23, 1662 nucleotides. RefSeq lists its product as uncharacterized. The transcript is spliced from 3 exons. Bases 1 to 1662 code for a protein of 553 amino acids. The record is from RefSeq and is a predicted model, not a curated record. NCBI's taxonomy places the organism in Eukaryota, Fungi, Ascomycota, Sordariomycetes, Hypocreales, Clavicipitaceae.